Messenger RNA from Coccidioides immitis RS, 3727 nucleotides. Its product is annotated as mRNA binding protein Pumilio 2. Gene Ontology annotation, molecular function: mRNA 3'-UTR binding. The coding region runs from base 1 to 2661 and encodes 886 amino acids. The transcript is spliced from 6 exons. Gene Ontology annotation, biological process: nuclear-transcribed mRNA catabolic process, deadenylation-dependent decay. Lineage: Eukaryota; Fungi; Ascomycota; Eurotiomycetes; Onygenales; Onygenaceae. The record is from RefSeq and is a predicted model, not a curated record. Gene Ontology annotation, cellular component: cytoplasm.
AUGGCGUCAGGACUCGAAAAUAUUCCAAGUGUGCAUGCAGUUGGAGGGCAGUCCCGUGCAUUUGGGACUGCAAAAGCGAGUUGGAAAAACGAUGUCUGGGGAAAUGGCCACCUCACGGACGCGUUCUCGGACGGCACUAGGGAAAAUGGACACUUUAGAGCCUCCAAAAGCAUGAGCGACGAGAUGAUGGAAGGUAAAUCCGGCUCCAGCUGCCUCCUGGCCACCUCGGAAUCCGACGGGUGGGAUGGACGGGCAAAUAUGCCUUGGAAUGUCAGCCCUUCGCAUGGGCAUUCACUCACUCCUCCGGGGAUCGAUGCCCAGUCAAGGGACUCUUCUCCUCCUUACUUUUCCGCUUCUCGACCAGCUGCCAUAGGCACUGCAGUAAAAUCGUCAGCUCAGAGGGCUUUCUUUACACAAUCUGAUCCCCAGUCGGUUGCUGUGAGUUCUGUGGGCACACCGUCAGGAUCUACUGGAUAUAUGGACCAUAACACCCCACCACGAAAUAUCAAUCCCGCCGCAUUCAAGAAUUCCAACCUUGGAGCCAGAUUUGGAAGCGGAGCGACACUUCCUCUGACUAACAGCGAUAUGGGUUCAUCUGAUAAUCUUAAUGGCUCACUCGGGUUUCGCCCUUUCCAAGCAGCCAACGUUGGCCUAGCUGGGAAGUCUACAGGACCUUACACACAUCUGUCCCGUAAUUCUAUGAGUUCGUUUUCACAGCGCCCUGCACAUUCGUCACAUUCCUCCUUUCAUUCGGAUUCCGAUGGUAACGAUAUCAGAGAGCCACGAGCGCGUUAUGACAUCGCGCAUGAAUUCUCGAAACUAGGCCUUGAAGGCAAUUCCUACGUUCUUCAUUCCCACUCGAACUCACACCGCUCGGCCUACAUGGGCCCCUCAUUCGACGGAUCUGUCCCGCAUUUCAAAUCUCCCUUUGGAGAUGAAGUGUCUGGCUCUGUUCUGAGAGCAUACAGCCCCGAACCGUUUUCGGACAUGUCUGCGUACCAAAGUAUCCCCAGGUCCCGCCAUGGAGAGAGAGGCAUGGGCUCUCCGUCCCUGAACGACUACGUUAGAAAUACGAACAAAGGCUUUUAUUCCGCUAACGGAACACCUCCAGCCGCCCCACGCCUUGUUAUAUCACCGGGAAAUCGGCUUGCCGGCCAUCUUGCAGAUGAGCAGACGGAACUUCUGGAUAGGAAGCUACGGAGCUUGCAGCAUGAGCAGCAAGAAUAUCUUCAGUCGGCGAGUCCGAUCUCGAGCCGCAGAGCUCUGCAGCAGGCUCAGGGAUACGGUCUUUCGAGUUAUCAUGCCGCCCAAAUUAAUCAGGUUGGCAAUCCAUAUGCGAUGGCGACGUUCUCUGGUCUUCCCACUGUUGUUGCACGGAACCAGUACCGUGAGCAAGAUGCUUCGCAGUCGUUACGCAGCCCUCUGUUGGAAGAAUUUAGAGCCAACAAUAAGGGAAACAAGCGAUAUGAACUCAAGGAUAUCUAUAACCAUAUUGUCGAGUUCAGCGGUGACCAGCACGGCUCUCGAUUUAUCCAGCAGAAACUGGAGACUGCCAACAGCGAUGAAAAGGAGCGCGUUUUCCAGGAGAUCAAGCCCAACGCUAUACAGCUCAUGAUGGAUGUGUUUGGAAACUAUGUCAUCCAAAAGCUUUUUGAACACGGAAACCAAGCACAGAAGAAGGCAUUGGCCCAGCAGAUGAUGGGUCAUAUUCUAAACCUUUCAACCCAGAUGUACGGAUGUCGGGUCGUGCAAAAGGCGUUGGAGCAUGUGCUCCUCGACCAACAAGCUGCAAUGGUCAAAGAACUGGAGAACCAGGUUAUCAAGUGUGUUAAGGACCAAAACGGCAACCAUGUCAUCCAGAAGGCCAUCGAGCGAGUGCCCCAGGCUCACAUUCAAUUCAUCAUCAACGACUUCAGUGGCCAAAUUCAACGCUGGGCGGUGCAUUCUUACGGCUGUCGGGUCAUUCAACGGAUGCUUGAACAUUGCAAUGAAGCGGAUCGUGACGCUAUCCUUGGAGAACUUCAUCUAUGCAGUGCUAGCCUUAUCCCAGACCAGUUUGGCAACUAUGUGAUUCAGCAUGUGAUCGAAAACGGGCGGGAGAGAGAUAGAUCCCAGAUGAUUGCCGUUGUGAUUUCGCAACUUGUCUUGUUUUCGAAGCACAAGUUUGCUAGCAACGUCGUUGAGAAGACCCUUGAAUUUGGUAGGCCAAAUGAUCGCUCGGAGAUCUUGCGUAUAUUUACUACUCCAAACGAGAGGGGAGAAUCGCCGCUGGAGGGGCUCAUGAAGGAUCAAUUUGGUAAUUAUGUUAUUCAGAAAGUCCUCCAAGUCUUGAAAGGAGAUGAGUACCAAACGUUGGUCGAUAAAAUUGUUCCACUGCUAUCCCAUCUGAAGAAACAUAGCCACGGCAAGCAGAUUGCGGCGAUUGAGAAACACUUAGCCAAACCGACACCCCCAACUUCCUCGGCGGCUUCCGAGGGCAAUCACCUGUGUCGUGGAAAUGAAGUCGACUCAUCUUACGAGGACAAUGGUCUAUCUACCGGAGGCACUCCUAGCUCUCGUGGUAGUACUGCCUCAAGCACCAAUACGAGCAUCGACCCAGCAGAUAUUGCUGAGAGCAAAUCGGCCCCAGCACCCAGCACACAUUCUUCGCGAUCAGCCUAAAGAAUUCCAGUUCACAACACUGGCCCCAUUCUUAGGGCUCCUUUUUUUUUACUCCUCUGUCACGUUUCCGAGGCUUUUUCUUACAUGCCACAUACCAUUAUUGAUUUAAUAGGCUCAAGACUUUGACGAUCAGUUGAGUACAUAUACUCUUGAUAAAAAUUUUGCAAAAAAUUAACCCUGUCCACAAGUACAACAGCGCUACCAGACGCACAUAUACGACUAAUUUGGGCGGUUGAUGAUGGGCAAAAAUAUAUGCCUACCUAAUUCACAUGGCUGUCGGGCUUUUUACCCAAUGCGGGAUUUCAACCGGCUAAAUCCCAUAUCAUUCCCCAAAAUCUUUCCGACUGUUUCUCUCUGGCCAUAUUUGUUUAAUAACCUUUUUUCCCUUUUUAAUCCUCGAUGGGAUCUCUCGGCGCAUCGGUCUGUUUUUAUGCCUCAGCUACUCCAGGCUUGUGCUGUGACAUUUGAGGUGUUGGUGUGUGCAUUUCCUUUGUUGAUUCUUUUUUUCCCCCUUUGUUCCUUGCACAUUCAUAGUCCUCUCUUUCCUUCCAGCGAACUAUUUAUUGCUAUGGUAUGGAGGAGGAUCUUCGGCAAAAAGACAAAAAACUUUAAAAAAAAAAAAAGAGAGACAAAAAAGAGAGCCCAAAAGAUAUUAUUAUUUUGAUUGCUAUCAUCGGCCCGUUUAUGCAACAUACAGGGUGGUACGGCAGGGAAAAGAUUCUACUGAAUAUUUUCUUUUAUUUUUACCUUUCCCCUUCAGCUUAGUUUUGGGAUGCCUGGCGUUGGUUGAGGGAAGGGUGUUAAUCAGAUGGUAUUUAUUGAACUGGUUGCUUUUUGCUUUGCUGCCCUCGAAUUUGAAUCCUUUUUUUUUUUUUUUUCAACUACUGCUUCUGUAUCAUGUGGCCUUCGCUGGUAUCUGUUUAGUUGUUUAUUCCUUAUCUUAUUUUUUUUUAUCAAGGAGAGUUUCAUGGAAAUUGCUGGUGCCACUAUUUAACGGUGUUUUUUCCCCUCGGUUUUGUUAAAUUUUCGACUAAUUAAUAAAACAUCAACUUAUCCUUACAACCAU